AUGUUUUGCUGUCUGAAGAGUUGCCUCAACGGUGUGCUGCCGGCACAGUCCGUACACAUCACGAAAACGGCUAACCCAGUGCAACUGGACUCGUCACAUAUGGGUCAUGAGGUGGUUAUAAUAAAAAACGGAUUGCGAGCCUGCGGAACUGGCGGCGUACUAGCGAACGCGCCGCUCGUCCAGUCCAAAUCAUACUUCGAAGUGAAGCUGCAGCAAUCGGGCCACUGGUCAAUCGGUCUCGCUACCCAGCAGACGGACCUGAAUCAAUCGGUCGGUGGAAAGGACCGGGAAUCGUGGUGUCUUAACUCGAACCACCUUGUACUGCACGGUGGCGAUGUUAUCUACCGCCUGGAUGCCAGCAAGGGCGCUGGUGUACCGAACGGGGGUCAAAACUCACCCGGUCACAGCGUCAACACCGGCGGCACGGUACCUGUCGACCUAGCACCCGUAUCGGCGCCAGCGUUUCCUGCACCCGGCAGUGCCUCCGUUCCGGACAGUGGAUUGCCACAGGAAGGGGACACGAUAGGCGUCGCGUACGAUCAUGUCGAGCUCAAUUUCUACCUGAACGGGAAGAACCUGAACGUGCCGGUGCUGAACGUGCGCGGAACCGUCCAUCCCUGUCUGUUCGUAGACGACGGUGCAAUCCUUGACAUUGUGCUGGACAAUUUUGCGUACGGUCCGCCGCCCGGGUUCGAGCGCAUUCUCGUCGAACAGUCGUUACUUUGA
Messenger RNA from Anopheles marshallii, 726 nucleotides. RefSeq names its product SPRY domain-containing protein 7. The transcript has 2 exons. The coding region runs from base 1 to 726 and encodes 241 amino acids. The record is from RefSeq and is a predicted model, not a curated record. Gene Ontology annotation, molecular function: protein binding. Lineage: Eukaryota; Metazoa; Arthropoda; Insecta; Diptera; Culicidae.